This is a messenger RNA of Entrophospora candida, 377 nucleotides long. Lineage: Eukaryota; Fungi; Glomeromycota; Glomeromycetes; Entrophosporales; Entrophosporaceae. The record is from the annotation of a GenBank genome assembly.
AUGACUUAUAAUUAUCAACAACCAAAUCUCGAUCAGGUUCUUCUGCCAAUUCAAAAUAUCAAUCAAUCGGUUCAAAAUUUCGAUCAUACACCACAAAAUCUAAGUUGUGGCCACGUUCACCAACAAAUGCAAAAUUAUGGGCAAUGGAAUCAAAAUAGGAACAACAAUAACAACGUAAUGACGAUGAUUCAAACUUUACAACAGCAGCAGCAACUACUUUAUAAUUCGACCACGUUAUCACCUGAAAUUUAUAAUGAUCACCUAAAUUUAAAUAUUUCUUCAUCCAAUGUUCAUCACAACAACGAUGACCCUUUAAUUUCAAGGAUUUCUGAUCGUCUGUUGAUGAUUAAAGACAGUGUUAUGACGAUGAAUCAACA